AUGUUGUUGCUUGACUACGAAAAUGUUCUUAUCCGGUCACUCCUAACGGAGCGAUUUUCUGGAGCCCCGCCGGCAUCUAUUGACCAGAUCGUGUCGGACUUCGAUGGCGUGACAUUCCAUCUAUCUACUCCCGAGACGAAAACAAAGAUUCUCAUCUCUAUCAACGUGAAAUGUUUCCGAGAACUGGUUCAGUAUGGUGCCCAGCAGGUCCUGGAAAGGGAAUACGGUCCUUACAUUGUUGCCCCCGAGCCGGGCUAUGAUUUCUCUGUUUUAAUUGAUUUGGAAGACCUCCCCGAUGAGCAGACAGCGAGAGAGGACCUUGUCAUGCGGUUGGCUUUAAUGAAGCGCAACGCAAUGGCUGCCCCGUUCGAGAAGGCUUUCGACGAGUUCGCGCAGCUAGCGGAGGAGGCGUCGAGGUAUACCUCCGAGUCGGCGCCCGCGGGACUUGAAGAGGGUGGAGAGGUCAUGACGAUCCAUUACCGGGAGGAAGAAGCCAUCCACAUCAAGGCUAGCCAUGACCGAGUGACUGUCAUUUUUAGUACAGUCUUCCGAGAGGAGACAGACCGUAUCUUUGGCAAGGUUUUCUUGCAAGAAUUCGUCGAUGCCCGGCGACGUGUGUUGACUCUGCAAAAUGCCCCCCAAGUUCUUUUCAAGAACGAUCCUCCUUUGGAGCUGGCAAAUGUGCCAGGUCUCCAGGACGCUGGCGACGGUAAAGUCAGCUACAUCACCUUUGUUCUUUUCCCUCGUCAUUUGACUCCCCAACGACGCCACGAAAAUAUUUCUCACAUCCAGACCUUCCGCGACUACUUCCACUACCACAUCAAAGCAUCAAAGGCAUAUAUCCACACUAGAAUGCGCAAGCGGACCGCCGAUUUCCUCCAGGUCCUUAACCGAGCGAGACCUGAGAAUGAGGAGCGAGAAAGAAAGACUGCGAGCGGACGCACUUUCAGAGUUCAGGGAUAA
This is a messenger RNA of Aspergillus puulaauensis, 963 nucleotides long. Its product is annotated as actin-related protein 2/3 complex subunit 2. Gene Ontology annotation, cellular component: Arp2/3 protein complex; actin cytoskeleton. The record is from RefSeq and is a predicted model, not a curated record. Gene Ontology annotation, biological process: actin filament polymerization; Arp2/3 complex-mediated actin nucleation. Gene Ontology annotation, molecular function: actin filament binding; structural constituent of cytoskeleton. The coding region runs from base 1 to 963 and encodes 320 amino acids. The transcript has 5 exons. NCBI's taxonomy places the organism in Eukaryota, Fungi, Ascomycota, Eurotiomycetes, Eurotiales, Aspergillaceae.